CGGCGCCCGCGCCGCCCCCGCCCGCCCCCGACGAGUUGGUGCUCAGCUCGACGCCCGGCUCCGCGUCGGCCAGCUCCGGGGGCGGCGGCGGCGGAUCCCAGAUCGUCGUCGGCUCCUCGCAGAGCGGUACCGGGUCCAACUCCUCGGACAAGGGCCAGAACAUCGAGUGCGUCGUCUGCGGUGACAAGUCCAGCGGCAAGCACUACGGCCAGUUCACUUGCGAAGGUUGCAAAAGCUUUUUCAAGAGAAGCGUUCGGCGCAACCUUACGUACUCGUGUCGCGGAAGCCGGAACUGUCCCAUCGACCAACACCACCGCAACCAGUGCCAAUAUUGCCGCCUCAAGAAGUGUCUCAAGAUGGGCAUGAGGAGAGAAGCCGUGCAGCGGGGGCGUGUGCCGCCCACGCAGCCCCCGGGGCUGCCGGGCCAGCUGGCGCUGACGAACGGCGACGCGGCGGCGGCGGCGGCGGCGGCGGCGGGCUUCAACGGCCACUCCUACCUGUCCAGCUACAUCUCGCUGCUGCUGCGCGCCGAGCCGUACCCCACGUCGCGCUACGGCCAGUGCAUGCAGCCCAACAACAUCAUGGGCAUCGACAACAUCUGCGAACUCGCCGCCCGACUCCUCUUCUCCGCCGUCGAGUGGGCGCGGAACAUACCCUUCUUCCCCGACCUCCAGGUGACGGACCAGGUGGCGCUGCUGCGGCUCGUGUGGAGCGAGCUGUUCGUCCUGAACGCGUCGCAGUGCUCGAUGCCGCUGCACGUGGCGCCGCUGCUGGCCGCCGCCGGCCUGCACGCCUCCCCCAUGGCGGCCGACCGCGUCGUCGCCUUCAUGGACCACAUACGGAUCUUCCAGGAGCAGGUCGAGAAGCUCAAGGCGCUGCACGUCGACUCCGCCGAAUACUCCUGCCUCAAGGCCAUCGUCCUCUUCACCACAGACGCGUGUGGCCUGUCGGACGUAGCGCACAUCGAGGGCCUGCAGGAGAAGUCGCAGUGCGCGCUCGAGGAGUACUGCCGCACGCAGUACCCCAACCAGCCGACGCGCUUCGGCAAGCUGCUGCUGCGCCUUCCCUCGCUGCGGACGGUCAGCUCGCAGGUGAUCGAGCAGCUGUUCUUCGUGCGGCUGGUGGGCAAGACGCCCAUCGAGACGCUGAUCCGGGACAUGCUGCUGAGCGGCAGCAGCUUCAGCUGGCCCUAUAUGUCCACCAUGUGACACAGCGUCUGGCGGCAGCUGGCCUCGGCCUAGCCCCCCUGCUGCUGGCGCUGAGAUCACGCUGAGAAGCCGACGGAAGCCGGCGGAGCGGCCGCCCGUGCUGACGUCACUGGGGACCCGCCGCGCGCGCUCAGACCGAGCGUCCACCGCCGGUGCCGGGACGCUGGGUGCGCUGGAGGGGCGCCGUCGUGGCAUCGCUGUGGCCUCUGUGGCUCAGCGUGGGGACGCAGCAAGCUCGCGAGCUGUAGCCGCGACUACCUGGUUGUCUAGCUUCCAGUAUCCUUCCGUAAGGACGACAUCGGCAACUGCUGUAACUACUGUUCUAGUGAUCAUCCCCGUUACUGGCAACUCAUUGGUUCCUAUACUUGUCCGUACACCAAAGCGUGAUCUCCCCUUCUUGUCCGUGAAUUUAAAAGUAAUGCUUUGAAAAAAACAUUCUUCAAUUAUCGUUUCCAUUACUAACGCAACAUUUUCCACAAUGUAGCUAACAAAAUCUUUUUAAAUGUCUCAUACCUUAGUCAUCUGUCUACAUUGCUAUAGUAUUUUAUUUACUGCGCUAUUAAUUUGUUCUCCUACUCUAAGAGAAUAAGUAGCAUUACCGCGGAAAAUAUAUUUUGGGAUGUUCAGUAGAACUGACUCUUUCCGUUUCUCUUUCAACUACACGUUCUUUCAACUGCCGACCUAGUCGUCUUCGUCUGGUGCUGCGAGCGAUGAUCUCAGGUGUGCUCACUGUUCCUCUCACUUGUAUUUUUCUGGUCGGAGUGCAAGCGGCAGCACCUCACGAAGGCCACUAGCUCGGCCGUCGAAAUAUGCUUAGAAAAAUAGAAUUGUUAACCCCCGGGAAUGUAUCUUCCGUCUACUAAAUUGUGCCAGUCUAGAGACAACAUUGUAUCGGAUGGUCUGGCAUUAAAUAUAGCUACAUGUCACCUAUUUUUUAUACCAAUCUCUGAAUGUUAUUUGGUAGUCCAUCACAUAAAAUAGAACACAAACAUUUGUUAACAAAGUAAUUCAGACUCCUGUCACUAUUGCCUUUUGUUGGAUCAUGCUGGUGUCCGAGUCAGUGAAAUUCAUUUUCGGUUUAAGUUUGCAGGCAAUGUGUUCUUAAGUUCAUAGAGUGAAUACCUCCUAAGUACAAAAUAAUUAGCGUGUACUUAAAAGAAGCAACAGCAAGUUUGUUUUUUUUUUUU
Molecule: messenger RNA, 2395 nt
Organism: Schistocerca nitens (vagrant locust)
Lineage: Eukaryota; Metazoa; Arthropoda; Insecta; Orthoptera; Acrididae
Gene: svp
Product: steroid receptor seven-up, isoforms B/C
Exons: 5
Coding region: 357-1208 (283 amino acids)
Biological process (GO): regulation of transcription by RNA polymerase II; cell differentiation; anatomical structure development
Molecular function (GO): nuclear receptor activity; RNA polymerase II cis-regulatory region sequence-specific DNA binding
Source: RefSeq, a predicted model, not a curated record